Molecule: messenger RNA, 3165 nt
Organism: Brassica oleracea var. oleracea
Lineage: Eukaryota; Viridiplantae; Streptophyta; Magnoliopsida; Brassicales; Brassicaceae
Product: probable disease resistance protein At1g59620
Exons: 6
Coding region: 61-2793 (910 amino acids)
Biological process (GO): defense response to other organism
Molecular function (GO): ADP binding
Source: RefSeq, a predicted model, not a curated record
ACUAAACACCACUUUUUCGACAGAUCAGUUGGAAGAAAAGCGAUUCCCAAGAGGAGACAUAUGGCUGAGACACUUUUGUCGUUUGGAGUUCAGAAGCUUUGGGAGCUUCUUGUCCGAGAAUCUGAUCGAUUUAAGGAAGUUAACGAGCAACUUACUGUACUGAAAAGUGAUGUCAACUUGCUUAGGUCCUUUUUGAAAGAUGUAGAUGCCAAGAAACAUGCAAGUUCAGUGGUUAGAAACUGUGUGGAAGAGAUCAAGGAAAUCGUUUUCGACGCUGAGGAUGUAAUCGAAACGUUUCUUCUAAAGAAAGAACUUGGACGAACAAGUGGCAUCAGGAAGCGCAUGAGAAGACUUGCUUUCACCAUAGCGGAUCGCAGGGAACUUGUGUCUCAGAUGGAAGGCAUAAGUAAGAGAAUCUCCAAGGUGAUCCGAAACAUGCAAAGUUUUGGGGUGCAACAGAGGAUUGUUGAUGGCAGCGGGUAUUCAGACACUAUCCAAGAAAAACAAAGGGAGAUGAGACAUACUUUUCCUAGCGACAACGAAAGCCAUCUUGUGGGUUUGGAGGAAAAGGUGAAGGAAUUGGUUGGCUAUUUGGUAGAAGAAGAGAGCAUUCAAGUGGUUUCUAUAUGUGGGAUGGGCGGUAUUGGCAAAACUACCCUGGCUCGCCAAGUUUUUAGUCAUGAGAUGGUUAAGAAACAUUUUGAUGGAGUUGUGUGGGUUUGUGUGUCACAACAGUUUACACGAAAAUAUGUGUGGCAGACUAUCUUUCAGAGGUUUAGUUCCAAUCACGAUGAACACAGAGGGUCAGAUAUGACUGAAGAUGAGCUUCAAGACAAACUUUUUCGACUACUCGAAACUAGCAAAUCUUUGAUUGUCCUGGAUGAUAUGUGGAGAGAAGAUGAUUGGGACAAUAUAAAGCAUGUGUUUCCACCAACUAAAGGAUGGAAGGUUUUAUUUACUUCUCGCAACGAGAAUGUUGCACUACGCGCAGAUACAGAAUGCGUAACUUUCAAACUAAAGUGCUUAACCCCCAAAAAAAGUUGGACACUUUUUCGGAGGAUAGCUUUUCCUAGGAAAGACACAUCAGAGUUUAAGGUUGAUGUAGACAUGUUAGAGAUGGGCAAGAAAAUGAUAAAACAUUGUGGAGGACUACCAUUGGCUGUCAAAGUGUUAGGAGGCUUGUUAGCUGCCCAACCCACUUUAAGUGAAUGGAAAAGGGUUUAUGAGAAUAUUGGAUCCGACUUGGCAGGAAGAACUAGUUUUAAUGAUGGAUAUUGCAAUUCAGUUCAUAGUGUACUGUCUCUAAGCUUCGAAGAGUUGCCUACUUUUUUGAAACAUUACUUUCUCUACCUCGUCCAUUUUCCCAGAGAUUAUCAAAUCAGUGUGGAGAAUUUAUCCUAUUAUUGGGCUGCAGAAGGAAUACCAAGGCCGAGUUAUUCCGAGGGAGCGACAAUUGAAGAAGUCGCAGAGGGGUACAUAGCAGACUUGGUGAAGAGAAACAUGGUUAUUUCUGAAAAAAAUGCUUCUACUUCAAAAUUUGAAACAUGUCACUUGCAUGACAUGAUGAGAGAAGUUUGUCUGCUUAAAACUGAAGAAGAGAACUUCCUACAAAUUGUUCACGGUUCAUCGUCAACUGCAUACUCUAAAUCUUAUCGUAAAUCUCGCAGACUCGCUGUACAUCGUCCUGAUGAAACAUUUAGUAUGGAGAAGGAAGUGAAUAGUCCAAGCCUUAGGUCUCUCUUGUUUAUUUGGGGUUCAAACUGGAAGGCAUCAGGUUUAUUCUUUGAAAGGCUACAAUUGAUGAGGGUUUUGGAUCUCUCUAGAGCGCAUUUUGAAGGAGGGAAGAUACCAUCUAGCAUUGGAAAGCUCAUCCAUUUAAGAUAUCUAAGUUUAUAUAAAGCGCAUGUAUCUCGUCUACCUUCUUCAAUGCGGAAUCUGAAGCAGCUGGUCUAUUUAAACUUAUGCUUAUAUGCGAGAUAUCCACUUUAUGUGCCAAACAUUUUUAAAGGGAUGCAAGAAUUGAGAUACCUUUCAUUACCUUCAGGGAGAAUGCAUGAUAAGACAAAGUUGGAAUUAGGUAACCUAAUCAACUUGGAGACGUUGAAGUUCUUCUCAACAAAGCAUAGCAGUGUGACGGAUCUUCACUGUAUGACAAGGCUAAGGAAUCUCUUAAUCAUAUUCAACGAAGAGGGGUGUACUAUGGAAACGCUAUCUUCGUCUCUAAGUAAACUGAGACAUCUCGAAAGUCUUAGCAUAGAUUACAAUCAUUUCAAGGUUUUUGCUCCCACAGAUGAUGAAAAAGGAUUUGUUUUGGGUUGUAUCCAUCUAAAAAAGCUGGAGUUGUGUGUAUACAUGCCAGGGUUACCUGAUGAGAAUCACCUUCCUUCUCACCUUACAACCAUAUCUCUAACUGGUUGUCGUUUGAAAGAGGAUCCAAUGCUGAUUCUAGAGAAGUUGUCACACUUGAAAGAGGUUGAUUUAGGGAAAAGAUCAUUCUGUGGGAAGAGAAUGGUUUGCUCGAGGGGUGGGUUUCCUCAGUUGCAGAUGCUAUUAUUUCUUGGAUUACAUGAGUGGGAAGAGUGGAUAGUAGAAGAAGGUUCAAUGCCCCUUCUUCAUACUCUCGAUGUUAGUUAUUGUGCAAAAUUAAAGGAGGUUCCUAAUGGGAUACAAUUUCUCACUUCUUUAAAAGAUCUGUGUAUGGGAGAGGAAUGGAAAAAGAGACUAUCAGAAGGAGGAGAAGAUUAUUACAAAGUCCAACACGUCAUUUCCGUUCGGUUUGGAGGGAAAGGUUGAUUUUAUACUAGGGAGACUAUCCUGCGUCGAUUAGGAACCUUAGCCUCACCGACUGGAUAUUGUCUCCAUCCACUAAUCAAUGCUCAUCGUCCACUAAUCAUCGCUUUUCCAUCGUCCACGUCAUCGAUCUGACCAUCGAUCUAUCACCAUACAACUCCAACCAAUGGCAAUGGGAGUGGCAGGUAGCAGUAUCCAGGGGGCCGACCCUGGGCUAAAUUUGGUAAAACCCAUGCUUUAGGCACCAAAUUAUGUUAUAGUUUUAAGGGGCAGCAAAAUUGUUAAACUUCAUUGUGGUAUAGUGGUUCGGACUAUUACUUUAGAGUAAACAUGGAGUGUUCGAAGUCUUAAAUGCACACAUCACAUACUAAACAG